Messenger RNA from Humulus lupulus (European hop), 958 nucleotides. Its product is annotated as replication protein A 70 kDa DNA-binding subunit B-like. The coding region runs from base 188 to 958 and encodes 256 amino acids. The record is from RefSeq and is a predicted model, not a curated record. The transcript is spliced from 7 exons. NCBI's taxonomy places the organism in Eukaryota, Viridiplantae, Streptophyta, Magnoliopsida, Rosales, Cannabaceae.
AGCGUUAAUCUUGAACAACUGGGACGUACAACUUUAUUUUCUUGCCCAGAAAGGUCUUCAAUAGAUCUGGAAGAUGGAGAGGCAAGUCAAAAGCAUAAAAGAAAUAUUUCCUCGAAGUAAAAAUUAGAUCUGCAAGGUAUUAGUAGCUGAGAAGCAUCCUCCCAGAAAUUCUCGCCAUAACUCCUCCAUGUAUCGACACCUUCUGCUUGUUGAUAAGGAGGGAACAAGGGUACAAGCUACAAUCUUCGAGGAAUACAUACAAAAAUAUGAAAAGUUAAUCAUUAUGUUUAAGACUUACAAUAUCUCAAAUGCUUUAGUCAAUUUUAUUCCAAAACAAUAUCAGAUAGUUGAUAAUAAGUAUCAGUGGAUCAUCAACGAGCACACUACUGUUAAGGAAGUUGGAGAUGAAGAAAUAAUAAAUACACCACAGGAACUUUAUAACUUCUCUUUUGUGCCAUUCAAUGCUUUGGAGCAAUAUAAAACUCGCACAAUGGAAGUUGAUAUUCUGGCUUUAGUCAUCGAUAUACAACCACGAAAAUAUAUACCGACAUCAUCUGGUGUGAGUUGUGUUCGAGAAUUGACUCUACUGAAUGAAGAAAAAUCACAAAUACUGCUGACUGUGUGGGAUGAGCUGUUUGAGAAUGAAUGUGCUAUUAUUGCAAGUAAAAUUGAAGCAAGACCUGUUCUAGCAGCCAAGAACCUUAAAGUUGUUUCAUAUAUGAACCCAUCACUCAGUACAAAAUCUGCAAGUCGCCUCCUAAUUGAUCCAGAACUACCACAAGUAAUUGCAUUACGUACCUGGCGUGAUGAAAAUAACAUGUACUUAGAGCACUUUGUUGCUAGAGACCUUCCAGCUUCAUCAAACUUGACUAUACCUAUAAGUGAUGCACUUACACCAAUCAAUACUGUUAAAAAUCUGGUAGAACAGGUAAAUAAUACAUCUAAUAUGUCUGUAUAA